AUGGAGCUGGGCCGAGCCUCUUUCAUCUGGAAGCACCACAGAAGCAUGGACCAAGAGCAGGGUGAGAAAGAGCUGCAGCAGACGAAUGGCAGCAGUCACACAAUGGCAUCUGUGGCUCUGAGUAGUUUGGUCCUUGUCAUCCCUGGGAGGCUGGCAUCACAGCCAGUGGUGGAACCGCCACCUCCACCCAGCGGCUGGUCCACUGUCGUCUUUGGACGAAAGAGCAGUGAGGUUGUGCUGGUGAGAUGGAAUGAGCCAUACCAGAAACUGGCUACAUGUGACGCAGAUGGAGGAAUAUUUGUGUGGAUUCAGUAUGAAGGCAGGUGGUCUGUGGAACUAGUCAACGACCGUGGUACUCAGGUGAGUGAUUUCACGUGGAGCCACGAUGGAACUCAAGCACUUAUUUCAUAUCGAGAUGGGUUUGUCCUCGUCGGUUCUGUCAGUGGACAAAGACAUUGGUCAUCUGAGAUCAACUUGGAAAGUCAGAUCACAUGUGGCAUAUGGACACCUGAUGACCAGCAGGUGCUGUUUGGCACAGCCGACGGGCAGGUGAUCGUCAUGGACUGCCACGGCAGGAUGCUGGCCCAUGUCCUGCUUCACGAGUCAGACGGUGUCCUCGGCAUGUCCUGGAACUACCCAAUCUUCCUGGUGGAGGACAGCAGUGAAAGCGACACAGACUCGGAUGACUACGCGCCUCCCCAAGAUGGUCCAGCAGCGUAUCCCAUUCCAGUGCAGAACAUCAAGCCUCUGCUCACCGUCAGCUUCACCUCGGGAGACAUCAGUUUAAUGAACAACUACGAUGACUUGUCUCCCACUGUCAUCCGCUCAGGCCUGAAAGAGGUGGUGGCCCAGUGGUGCACGCAGGGGGAUUUGCUGGCAGUCGCUGGGAUGGAACGACAGGCCCAUCUUGGUGAGCUUCCCAACGGUCCCCUUCUGAAGAGUGCCAUGGUAAAGUUCUACAAUGUUCGUGGGGAGCACAUUUUCACACUGGACACACUUGUGCAGCGCCCCAUCAUCUCCAUCUGCUGGGGCCACCGGGACUCAAGGCUGCUGAUGGCAUCAGGACCUGCCCUGUAUGUGGUCCGUGUGGAGCACCGGGUGUCCAGCCUGCAGCUGCUGUGUCAGCAGGCCAUCGCCAGCACUCUGCGCGAGGACAAGGAUGUCAGCAAGCUGACCCUGCCCCCCCGCCUCUGCUCCUACCUCUCCACCGCCUUCAUCCCCACCAUUAAGCCCCCAAUUCCAGACCCCAACAACAUGCGAGACUUUGUAAGCUACCCAUCCGCCGGCAACGAGCGGCUGCACUGCACCAUGAAGCGCACAGAGGAUGACCCGGAGGUGGGUGGCCCGUGCUACACACUCUACCUGGAGUAUCUGGGUGGACUUGUGCCCAUCCUCAAAGGGCGGCGCAUCAGCAAACUGCGGCCAGAGUUCGUCAUCAUGGACCCACGGACAGACAGCAAAUCAGAUGAAAUCUAUGGGAACAGUCUGAUUUCUUCUGUGAUCGACAGCUGCAACUGCUCAGACUCCAGUGACAUUGAGCUGAGUGAUGACUGGGCUGCCAAGAAAUCUCCCAAAAUCUCCAGAGCUAGCAAAUCACCCAAGCUCCCAAGGAUCAGCAUUGAGGCCCGCAAGUCUCCCAAGCUGCCCCGGGCUGCUCAGGAGCCCUCGCGGUCUCCCCGGCUGCCCCUGCGCAAGCCUUCGGUCGGCUCGCCCAGCCUGGCCCGGAGAGAGUUUCCUUUUGAAGAUAUCACUCAGCACAACUACCUUGCUCAGGUCACGUCUAAUAUUUGGGGAACCAAAUUUAAGAUUGUGGGCUUGGCUGCUUUCCUGCCAACCAACCUCGGUGCAGUAAUCUAUAAAACCAGCCUCCUGCACCUCCAGCCACGACAGAUGACCAUCUAUCUCCCAGAGGUUCGGAAAAUCUCCAUGGACUAUAUUAAUUUACCUGUCUUCAACCCUAAUGUUUUCAGUGAAGAUGAAGAUGAUUUACCAGUGACAGGAGCAUCUGGCGUCCCUGAGAACAACCCACCUUGCACUGUGAAUAUCCCUAUUGCACCGAUCCACAGCUCUGCUCAAGCUAUGUCCCCUACACAGAGCAUAGGGCUAGUGCAGUCCCUACUGGCCAAUCAGAACGUGCAGCUGGAUGUCUUGACCAACCAGACGACAGCCGUAGGGGCAGCAGAGCAUGCAGGUGACAAUGCCACCCCUUACCCAGUCUCCAACCGGUACUCCAAUCCUGGACAGGUGAUUUUUGGAGGUGUGGAAAUGGGUCGCAUCAUUCAGAACCCCCCUCAGCUGUCCCUGCCGCCGCCACCACAGGGACCCAUGCAGCUGUCCACGUUGGGCCAUGGAGACCGAGACCAUGAGCUCCUGCAGAAGCCAACCAAGGCCCUGCGACCAGCGCCACAGCUGGCAGCUGAGGGGGAUGCAGUGGUCUUCAGUGCCCCCCAGGAGGUCCAGGUAACAAAGAUGAACCCUCCACCCCCGUACCCAGGAACCAUCCCCGCCGCGCCCACCACAGCAGCACCCCCGCCCCCUCUGCCGCCACCGCAGCCCCCAGUGGAUGUGUGCCUGAAGAAGGGCGACUUUUCUCUCUACCCCACACCGGCGCACUUCCAGACGCCCCUGGGCUACGAGCGGAUCACCACCUUUGACAGCAGCGGCAAUGUGGAGGAGGUGUGCCGGCCUCGUACUCGGAUGUUAUGUUCCCAGAACACCUACACCCUCCCCGGCCCAGGCAGUUCCGCCACCUUGAGGCUCACAGCCACUGAGAAGAAGGUGCCCCAACCCUGCACCAGUGCCACCCUGAACCGCCUGACCGUCCCUCGCUACUCCAUCCCCACCGGGGACCCACCCCCGUAUCCCGAAAUUGCUAGCCAGCUGACGCAGGGGCGGGGCGCUUCCCAGAGACCUGACAGCAUCCUCAUCCAUGCCACUCUGCGGAGGAACAACCGCGAGGCCGCGCUCAAGAUGGCGCAGCUGGUUGACAGUCCACGAGCCCCCCUGCAGCCCCCAGCCAAGCCCAAGGGUGGGUCUGGGGGGGCAGUGGCCCAGCUACCGGCACGGCCCCCACCCACCCUGUACACCUGCAGCCAGUGCAGUGGCGCAGGGCCUGGCUCACAGCCCACAGCCCUGACCCAUGCCGUCAGCACCUCCCCGCUGGCCUCCCAGUCCUCCUACAACCUCCUGAGCCCGCCUGACAGCGCCCGCGACCGCACCGACUAUGUCAACUCGGCCUUUACGGAGGAUGAGGCCCUGUCCCAGCACUGUCAGCUGGAGAAGCCUCUGAGGCACCCCCCACUGCCCGAAGCUGCUGUCACCAUGAAACGGCCACCUCCUUAUCAGUGGGACCCUGUGCUGGGUGAGGACGUUUGGGUUCCCCAGGAAAGGACAGCACAGACUGCAGUGCCCAACCCCUUAAAGCUGCCCCCUCUGAUGCUAGGCCAGGGCCAGCACCUGGACGUGUCCCGAGUGCCCUUUAUCUCCCCCAAGUCUCCCGCCAGCCCUACUGCCACUUUCCAGACAGGCUAUGGGAUGGGCGUGCCGUAUCCAGGAAGCUACAACAACCCCCCUCUGCCCGGAGUGCAGGCUCCCUGCUCUCCCAAAGACGCCCUGUCCCCCACACCGUUUGCACAACAGGAGCCUGCCGUCGUCCUCCAGCCAGUGUACCCACCCAGCCUUUCCUACUGCACCCUGCCCCCCAUGUACCCAGGAAGCAGCACGUGCUCGAGUUUACAGCUGCCACCUGUCGCCUUGCAUCCAUGGAGUUCCUACAGCGCCUGCCCCCCCGUGCAGAACCCCCAGACCACUCUCCCCGCCAAGCCACACUUGGUGGUGGAGAAGCCCCUUGUGUCCCCACCGCCUGCUGAUCUCCAGAGCCACAUGGGCACAGAGGUGAUGGUCGAGACUGCAGACAACUUCCAAGAAGUCCUCUCCCUGACUGAAAGCCCGGUCCCCCAGCGGACAGAAAAAUUUGGGAAGAAGAAUCGGAAGCGCCUGGACAGCCGCGCGGAGGAAGGAAAUGUUCAGGCCAUCACUGAGGGCAAGGUGAAGAAGGAGGCAAGGGCUCUGAGUGACUUUAAUUCACUUAUCUCCAGCCCCCGCCUGGGUAGAGAGAAGAAGAAAGUGAAGAGUCAGAAAGACCAGCUGAAGUCCAAGAAGCUGAACAAGACGAAUGAGUUCCAGGAUAGCUCUGAGAGCGAGCCCGAGCUGUUCAUCAGUGGGGACGAGCUAAUGAACCAGAGCCAGGGCAGCAAGAAGGGCUGGAAGAGCAAGAGGACCCUGCGUACUGCCAGCGAGCUAGAGGAGUCCAAGUGCCGGCGGGCCAGCGAGAAGGAGGAUGGGCGGCUGGGCAGCCAGGGCUUCGUGUACGUGAUGGCCAACAAGCAGCCACUGUGGAACGAGGCCACCCAGGUGUAUCAGCUGGACUUCGCGGGACGGGUAACCCAGGAGUCAGCCAAGAAUUUCCAGAUCGAGUUGGAGGGGCGGCAGGUGAUGCAGUUUGGACGGAUUGAUGGCAAUGCCUACAUUCUAGACUUCCAGUACCCCUUCUCAGCCGUGCAGGCCUUUGCAGUUGCCCUGGCCAAUGUGACUCAGCGCCUCAAAUGAAGAGACUGGAGUGGGGCAGAGGGAGACAUGGAGGAGCCUUUCAAAGAGGCCUUUGGAGAGGCCAGAGGAGCCCACACAGGACCGGAUGGAUACCCAGGAGGACCAGAAGACAGCAGGAAACUGGAAAUGCUGGUUGGGCCCAGGAAAGGGCACUGACCUUCCCUUGUUGUCCUUGAUUUGGUCUUUAUUAUCCUUUAUUGUCUUUCUUUUCUUCUUUCGGUGGAGUUGCAUUUGGAAGCAAAAGGUGCGAGGCACCUGCUGUUCUUUCAGGAAAUGUAGCGGGGCUGUGGUAACGCUCUACUGGGUUUGCUGUGUUGGUGACUGGGACGAGAGCCCUGCAGAAUAAAGACAGACUGCCUUACAGCCUGCUCUCUUAGACCUAGGGAGAGUGCACAACUGUGUUCUCCAUGACAGCUAGCCUUCAUUACUCCUCCAACAUCACCACUGGUGUAAAAAUUAAAAACUGUUACAAA
Molecule: messenger RNA, 5081 nt
Organism: Carlito syrichta (Philippine tarsier)
Lineage: Eukaryota; Metazoa; Chordata; Mammalia; Primates; Tarsiidae
Gene: TULP4
Product: tubby like protein 4
Exons: 15
Coding region: 1-4608 (1535 amino acids)
Molecular function (GO): protein binding
Source: RefSeq, a predicted model, not a curated record